Molecule: messenger RNA, 2184 nt
Organism: Volvox carteri f. nagariensis
Lineage: Eukaryota; Viridiplantae; Chlorophyta; Chlorophyceae; Chlamydomonadales; Volvocaceae
Exons: 11
Coding region: 1-2184 (727 amino acids)
Source: RefSeq, a predicted model, not a curated record
AUGUCGCGGUGGCUGGUUGGCUCCCAGCUGCUCUUCAUGCUGCGAGCCUUAAAAACCGCAUUAGUCCUCCUUUGCAUUUUCAAGAUAAUAAAAGGCUAUGAGCUGGCGCCCUCGGACCCUACGUCGUUUUCCCUCAUCGCAUGCGAGGUGGCAACGGGUGGCAACGACACCAUUAAACACUUGAUCUCCAAUAACGGGACCUGGCUGCAGCAGCUGAAUGCCGCAGCGGCCGCCGGAGAGUCCCUACCGAGACAGCUCCUGCCUCCCCCCACUGGCAGACCCGGAGGGCCCCCCGCAGCGCCGCUGCUGCUCUUCUACCGUCGCGACUGGUGGGAGGCACUCACCUCCACGAUUGGCCAGCUGAAACGGCCCAACGCUACUGGGGGGGCAUCCGCCGCAGGUGGCAAUGGCAGCGGCGGUGGUGCCGCCGCUGCUGGCGCCCCGGAUGUUGGUUCUGGAGCUGCUGCGGGUGCUAGAAACGCUAGUGGAAUGGCCGCGGCGGCGGCGACGGCGGCGAGUUCUGUGCCGCCCACCUGGACAUUGUUCGUACUGUUGCUUUCGGAUCUGCUGAACCGUGAUUUUGACGGUGACGGCGUUCCAGAUCAUGCAUUGUGUGUGGACCUGAUGCCGGGGUGUAAGGGCGGCGCCGUGCUGGCCGCCAUUUACGCGUCUUUGGCACAGACCCAUGGGACGGCGCAAGGCCUGUGGUUUAAUCAAACUGACUUCAACCCGCUGCUAGGCAUCCCGCCUGGGGCCCUGGGUGUUGCGCUGCUUCCGGGAAGCGACGUGGUCGAGUUUGGGCCGCCGAUGGAGGGUGUUGCGCCGCCGCCAAGCUCAAGUAGCCCAGCAGCUACUGCUGGCAGCGGGGCGGCCACUGGCAGCAGCGACCUCGACGGCCGUGCAGCGGCAGCCUCCAGCGACACCAGCGCCACCGGAAGUACUGGCGCCGCCGCAGCGCCGCUGGAUGGGUUAGUUACGUGUACGGCGGUUCACUGCCCAUACGGCACCGCUGUCAACUCGACAGUCCUGGAGGUCGCAGCGACCGCCGUGAGCCUCAACCUCCAACUGCCAACCAACACAACGUACCCGAACGACGGCGGCAGCGGCGCCGCUGCCGGUUCCUCCUUGUACUUGCAGGCAGUACGGCAGUUGCCCGACACGUUGCUGAUCAACCGCGCGCCGUUCUACGGGGAAAGGGCUACUGCCGCCUUUGUCGGUGUCCAACAACCUCCUGUUACAUCCUCCCUCUCCAUCUUCGUCCUUAACGUCUUCACUGUCUCCGCCGUCUUCACCGCCAUUGUUGUCGUCGCCGUCGCUGGGUUCGCAGCAGCAGCCCAGCGCCGAGUCACCCAUUCUCCGGAUGGCCCAAAGGACCCGAGCGGAGGAGUUCGUAAGAAUACGGUGGUGACGGAGGUGGUGGGUGCUAAGAACCUGGGCGCCCGCAACCCCUCCCUUACGCAUGCUUGUGCUCCCCGCUGCCGUUUCGAAGAUUGGUGUCGUAUCAACUUUACCUUAAAUACGGGCUCGUCACGCAGCUGGCUAUACGGCAAGAGUGUUGUGGACGCCACUGCAACGCCGCCCCUCGACACCGAGUGGAACGCAUCCAUGUACGGUGACAUUGUCGUACUGAGUGGCGUUACACGCGCCACGCCACCGACGGGGGAGGUGACGGCGGCUGACGUGGCAGCUUUGCUGAAUGCCGACCCUAGGGACGCCACGCGGUUGGCGCAGGUGAUUGCCUCGGCAGUGCAGCACAAGAACGCAGCCAUGGAUAUCCAGCUGCCGUACAGCUCACAUUACAGUGCGUCGCGUGCGGCCUGGGCGGUGGCGGAAUUCGGAACCAUUUCGCGGAGUUUUCCCUACCCAGCCAUUCUUCUGCGGCUCUACGCCCACACCAUUGGUGCCAUAAAGCUUUCCCGGCUGGUUCCGGAGCCUCCUUCUGCGCCAGCAGCGCCACAAGCCGGCCGCAUGCGCCGCGCUGCAAUGAUCGCCGGCAUCACCGCCAUCGCCGCGCUCGUCCUAACGGUUGUUGGUUGCGGCAUCGGCAUCCUGUUGUGGCACUUCCGGUGCCGCCGCCGCCGCGCCAAGAAGGGCUGCGGGGUAAUGCCGGGGGCCCAUCCCAACACUACCCUCGUAGUCACGGAUGUGCAGGUGAAGCAAAUUCUUUGUACGGUAGUACGGUAA